This is a messenger RNA of Paramacrobiotus metropolitanus, 907 nucleotides long. RefSeq names its product superoxide dismutase [Cu-Zn]-like. The coding region runs from base 141 to 764 and encodes 207 amino acids. Gene Ontology annotation, molecular function: superoxide dismutase activity; copper ion binding. The transcript has 4 exons. Lineage: Eukaryota; Metazoa; Tardigrada; Eutardigrada; Parachela; Macrobiotidae. The record is from RefSeq and is a predicted model, not a curated record. Gene Ontology annotation, biological process: removal of superoxide radicals.
AAUUCUUUGUGGCCGUAUAUAAAGCAAGUGUUGUUGGUUCGGCAAAUAAAUCGGUUCGGUUCGGUUGAUUCGGUUCUCUUUUUGUAAUACAUAGUGCGAGUGUAUUUAAUACUUUUGCAAUCUACAGUGUGUCCAGUAAAAUGAAACAACAGCUUUUUAUUGCCGGCGUCGUGUUCCUAUGCGUGCAUCAUGGGAUUAAUGGAGACAACAACACCGGUCGUAUAUCACUCGUCACGGGAAAUCAGAAUUUGAACCCCCGGCAUCCCAGUACAAUGAGUGGCAGCAAGCUAAAGGCCAUAGCGGUGCUGGUGCCGAGCAAAGACAGCAAAGUGUCUGGCACGAUCACCUUUGAUCAGCUGGCUGACCAAAUGGUCGUCAUACAAGGCAACAUUUCCGGUCUCCCAGAUGGAAAACAUGGCUUUCAUGUUCACGAAUUCGGUGACCUUUCGGAUGGUUGCACUAGCAUGGGAUCUCAUUUCAAUCCAGGCAAAGAAGACCACGGUGCUCCCAGCGAUGGACAGCACCGGCAUGUGGGCGAUCUGGGCAACAUCGAAUCCAAGGAUGGUCAAGCAAUCAUAAACAUCCGCGACCGGCUAAUUUCUCUCUAUCCCGGACUGACAUCGAUCAUCGGUCGUGGCAUUGUGGUGCAUGAAAAGGUGGAUGAUUUGGGCAAAGGUGGAAACGCUGAAAGCCUGAAAACGGGAAAUGCAGGGGCCAGGCCGGCAUGUGGAGUGAUUGGAUACCGGAAAGGAUCCGGAUCGUAACGCUAAUCAAAUGUUUGGUUUCUAAACUCCGGUCUGAUUGUUGUUGUGCCCGAUACCUGGACUUUUCCAUUUAUGCAAUUCUUCUGCCUUCAGUAAUUACCAAGGCUGUUUAUAGUGUGUGCACAGCAAAACAAGCAGCAUCA